Molecule: messenger RNA, 1579 nt
Organism: Dromiciops gliroides (monito del monte)
Lineage: Eukaryota; Metazoa; Chordata; Mammalia; Microbiotheria; Microbiotheriidae
Gene: TMEM45B
Product: transmembrane protein 45B
Exons: 5
Coding region: 22-855 (277 amino acids)
Source: RefSeq, a predicted model, not a curated record
UUUAGGUCCCUUGAUACUAUCAUGGCAAACUUCAAGGGCCAUGCCCUUCCAGGGAGUUUCUUCUUGAUCGUUGGGAUCUGGUGGUCACUGAAAUACCCAAUGAAAUAUUUAAAUCAGAAAGGAAAAGGCCGAAAGAUGAAUUAUUACUAUCGGAAGAUUGAGAUCAUCGAAGGAGGGGUCAGGGUCUUCUUUGCUACAGUUGGGAUCCUUGCAGAGCAGUUUGUUCCAGAUGGGCCUCACCUGCACCUGUACAAUGACCAGGACUGGAUAAAACUGAUGAACUGGCAGCACUGCACCAUGUAUCUGUUCUAUGGGCUCUCUGGUCUCAUGGACAUGCUCACUUUUCUCUUCCCUGUUAUCCCUCUGGGGCUGGACCGGCUUCUGAUGUCUUUGUCUGCAAUCAUUGAAGGUAUUCUCUUCUAUUAUCAUGUCCAUAAUCGGCCACUACUGGACCAGCAUAUCCACUUUCUCCUGUUAUAUACGGUGCUUGGAGGAGCCAUUUCCACCUUCAUUGAAGUUUUCCUCAGGGACAAUAUUGUCCUGGAGCUCUUCCGAGCCAGCAUCAUUAUUGCCCACGGCACCUGGUUCUGGCAGAUUGGUUUUGUGCUGUAUCCACCUGCUGGAGGUCCUGCGUGGGACCAAACAUCUCACAAUAACAUCAUGUUUAUCACCAUGUGUUUCUGCUGGCACUGCCUGGCUGCCAUAAUCAUUGUAGCCAUCAACUACUCUCUGGUUUGUGGAAUAGUGAAUCGGUUGAAGAGAUCCAGCAGAGGUGAAGAAAACAUUGGGAUUCAAAAGCUAACAUCAGGUUCCCACUCUCGGGAAGCACUUCUGAAUGACACAGAUGAGGAGUGAGGCUCAAGGAUUGGGGGGAACCCCCUAUGAGCUCAAGCAUCUGGAGCAGAUACUCACCUUCCUUUCCCUCCAUGUAUCUCAUCCUCAGCCAUGCAAUAACCACAGCUCUCAGGGAACCUAUUGCCCUCGAAGUUGCCCAUCUUCAUUCUUGUACUUUGCAAGUUGUAGAGUCCAAAAGGAGGGCAUUGGCUUUGGAUAGUCGGAGGUUAACAUCAUUCUUUGUCUUCUUAAAAUACACUGACAUUUGUUUGUGUUCUGAGACACAGUCCAGAAAUGAUUACCCCCUUCCACUACAUCUGAUUCUUCUGCCUCACUGAGUCAUUGGGAUUGGGGCUGCUUUGUUUAGUGGGAAAAUGGGAAUCGUAUUCAAACUCAGGGAUAGAAAGUUUGGCUGCCUAAUGUGUAUUCUUAUUCCCAAUGAACAAGGACCAGGUUAAGGACCUUCUGUAUGUCUCAAUGAGUUGAUUUUUUAAAAAAAUUAUAAACCAGUCCUCUGCUAAUAUGUUAUCAUUUGUAUUCAAAGGUUAAAGAAAUUGUUUCCUCAAAGAUGCUGUUUGAAAAGAGAAAUUAUUGCAUUUGGGCACUCAAAAACCCAUUAGAGGUCAGUCAAUCAGUAAGCAUUUAUUAAGCACCUACUAUGUGCCAGGCACUGUGCUAAGUGCUGGGGAGGCAAAAAAAAAAAUAAUAACAAAACAAAACAAAAAACCCAGUCCUUGACCUCAAG